AUGUCACUUUCAAAUAGUGCAUCAGAAAACAUUCAAAGAGCUCAAAAGGUAUUCAAACGUUUAAAGGAUGAAGAUCCAUCAAACAGAGUAUGUUUUGAGUGUAAUAGAGCUGCUAAUCCACAAUGGGCUUCUGUUAGUUAUGGUAUCUUUAUUUGUUUAGAGUGUAGUGGUGUUCAUAGAAGUUUAGGUGUACAUUUAAGUUUUGUACGUAGUUUAACAAUGGAUCAAUGGUCAGAUAAACAAUUAGAAAUGAUGAGUCAAGGUGGUAACGCAAAGGCAAAGGAAUUCUUUAAAAAGCAUGGUGUACCCGAUGGCAUUGAAAUCAAGAGCAAGUAUCACAAUAGAGGUGCUGUAUUAUACAAGGAAAAGAUUCUUGCUUUGGCAGAAUCAAAGGUUUGGAAAGAACCAGAGGAAAAACCCUCUUCCUCUUCCUCGUCGUCGUCGUCGUCCUCUGAAACAAAGACACCAAAGAAAUCACAAUCUUCACAACAAUCCAAUAGAGGUUUUGAAGGUUGGGAUGAUUGGGAUAAUGCUAGUGCAAAUACUUCUUCUCCAAAACCAUCUUUAAAAACUUCUUCUUCUUCUUCUUCUUCUUCGUCUUCUUCAAAGAAACUUCCAUCUUCUUCCUCCUCCUCUUCAUCCUCAUCAUCAUCACUUAAAACAUCUGGUGGAUAUAAUACUGGUGCCAAAUCAUUCUCAUCUGAUAGUGGUAGUAACAACAAUAAUAGCUACAACCAAUCAUCAAACAGCAGUAACAAUAACGGCAGUGGAUCAUAUGGUGGAGGAUACAACUCUAGCAGUAAUUCAAGAUCCAGUAGCAACAGCAAUAGUGGUGGUGGAUAUGGAAACAGUAGCAAUAGUGGUGGUUAUGGAAACAGUAACAAUAGCGGUGGAUAUGGAAACAGUGGAGGAAACAAUUCCGAUCACUCUGCCAGAUUAAAACAAUUUAGUAACGCCAGAUCAAUUUCAAGUGCUGAUUAUCAUGGUGAAGAGAGAGGUGGAGGUUCCUAUCAAUCAAACAACUACAACUCCAACUCUACAUUGGAGUAUGGUAUGUCUCUUAUUGGUGAAGGUUUCAAUAAGCUAUCAACUGUUGCCAAUUCUGUCUCAUCAAAGGUACAAGAUGGUACUUUACUUCAAGAUGCAUCAUCUUUAAUGACAACCUACUUUCAAAAGGCAAAAGAAAUUGUCAAUGGAUAUGAAGGUGAAAACUCUUAUAAUGGAUCUGGAGGUGGAUACAACUCUUACAAUUCUUACAAUAAUAAUAAUAACAACAAUAAUAAUAACUAUAAUAAUAAUAAUAAUAAUAAUAAUAAUAAUGGCGGAAACUAUAACAACAAAAAUAAUAAUAGUAGUAGUAACAAUAAUAAUAACCAUAAUAAUAAUAAUAAUAAUAACAGUGGUAGAUCAUCAUCAUCAUCUUCCUCUUUUGAAAAGAAAAAGAAUGUUUCAGAAGAGGAAUUUGUUGGAUGGGAUGUAAAGGAUAAUGAUGAAGAGGAAGAAGAGGAUGAACCUAAAAUUGUCAAAGGUGGCAAAAAAUCAAACUCUUCAUCAAACUCAUCUUCCAAGCAUUCAUCCAAUAACAACAGUGAUGAUGACGACGACAAUGAUCAAGGUAGCAAAGGCAAACAAAAUGAUUGGGUAUGGGGUGAAGAUGAUGCUCCUAAAAAACAAUCCAACAACAAUAACAAUAAGAGUAAUCCAACGAAAUCCGGAAAACAACUAAAAGCAACAGCAACAAAGAGCAGUGCUGGCGGUAAUGAUGAUGGUUGGGAUAAUUGGGAUGAAUAA
Messenger RNA from Cavenderia fasciculata, 1791 nucleotides. RefSeq names its product Arf GTPase activating protein. Lineage: Eukaryota; Evosea; Eumycetozoa; Acytosteliales; Cavenderiaceae. Gene Ontology annotation, biological process: COPI coating of Golgi vesicle. The record is from RefSeq and is a predicted model, not a curated record. The coding region runs from base 1 to 1791 and encodes 596 amino acids. Gene Ontology annotation, molecular function: GTPase activator activity. The transcript is spliced from 3 exons.